This is a messenger RNA of Oreochromis niloticus (Nile tilapia), 1581 nucleotides long. It is a transcript of the gene mal2, whose product is annotated as mal, T cell differentiation protein 2. The transcript has 4 exons. Gene Ontology annotation, cellular component: membrane. Lineage: Eukaryota; Metazoa; Chordata; Actinopteri; Cichliformes; Cichlidae. The record is from RefSeq and is a predicted model, not a curated record. The coding region runs from base 204 to 752 and encodes 182 amino acids. Gene Ontology annotation, molecular function: structural constituent of myelin sheath. Gene Ontology annotation, biological process: myelination.
ACUUCCGUGAUGUCCUUGAACGCAGCACGGUCUUCCAGGGAGUGGCCCCUGCACCUGUCCGACCUGUUCUGGGGGACAUAUGACGCCUGAGGAAUUUCUCUCGCUGUCCCGGUCCUUUGUUUAACGGGCUCUUUUUAGUGGGAGACGAGAGGGCGAGAGAGAGAGAGGGAAAGAGAAAAGGGGGGAAGACAGAAACAGGAGAGAUGUCGGAACCAGCCGCCAACCCCGCUGUCAACCCCGCUGCCACCUCGUUUCCAACGGCAACUAUUACUUUACCUUUGGGACUGGGCGUGUUGAGGACUUAUUCCGGAGCCCUCCUCUGUUUAGAAAUAUUAUUUGGUGGUCUAGUAUGGAUCCUGGUGGCUUCGUCCAAUGUGCCGGUGCCCCUGCUGCAGGGCUGGGUGAUGUUUGUCUCUGUAACCACCUUCGUCUUCUCCUCCGCCUACCUCGCUCUCCUCAUCACUGGUUUGGCUGACCGCAUCAAUACGGACUGGAACUUCUUGGAUCUUUUUUACCAUUUCAUCGCUGUCCUCUUCUACUUUGCCGCCUUUGUGUUGGAGGCAGCAACAACAGCAGCUGUCAAGAUUCAAACAAACCAAACUGCAUGCAUAACGAAACCUCCCAGCAAUAUUUUGACAUUCCUGAAUAGCAGGCAGUACAGUAUUAAUGUGGUAGCCACGAUAUUUGCCUUUGUGGUGACACUAUGCUAUGGCUGCAGUAUGGUGAUGGGCUUCAAGAGGUGGAGGAAGUAACCGCGAAAAUGGACAAGACUUGAUUUUCCAACUUCCUGCUUCAUAACUUUGACGUGUAUUAAAACAUGAGCCACAUCGUGCAGUGCUCCUUAGCGAGCUCUGCUACUGAGUUCAGCAAAGCGCACACUGUUAUUUCCUAUUACGACGCUCUUGUCAGAAAGUGAUCACCACAUCAAAGCUACAGUGGAAAAAUAUAGAUGACGGAAUUCUCAGCCUCAGACAAAACAUCUGGCAAGAUGUCUGGAUGUUAAUGCUCCUGCAGUAAUUCAUUUUGAGAUAUUGAAAUCAUGAGAUUUACAUAAAUUCACACAGGGCUGAUAAAGGUAUUUUGAGGACAGGGUUAAAGAACAGUACUUAUAGGUCUCGUAAUCAGCAUAUAGAUUUGAUUUAUUAACCAAGAGUUUUGCAACUUUUAAUGCUAAUCACUCAAAAUGGAUAUGGGAAGAUAAGGAAAGCUGUGAGUGGUUAUAUUGCACAGGACUGUGAAACUAGUGAGGGUCAUUAAAAUAAUUCAAAUGAUGCUGGAGUUUUGUUUUCCUCCCUGCUACGUUAAGCAAACAGAUAAUGUCCCAGUUUCUAAAUCACUGAAACAAUUCCCGUUUUUAUUUCCAUAUUAAAUAUUAGAUUAGAUUACUUUGAUGGCACAAUAUGUUUCACAGACUACAAACAACAGGCAUAUUAUUAUUCCCAGUGUCGCUGACAUACUUGGUGCUAAGGUGUUGUGAACUCUGAUUUUAAUACUGCUGUCAUGAAAUGUUCAUGUGGCUUAAAAUAAAGGUGGAUCUGGUGUUUGAAUGUCUUAAUAUUUUUGAUUGAAUGUUUUUCAAAA